AUGCCUCCUCAACAACCCAGUCAAGGCCGAGUUGCCCGAUCCAGGGGCGGUUGCGUAACAUGCAGGUCGAAACAUGCAAAAUGCGACGAAACAAAACCAACUUGCAAGUCAUGUGCUGCACGUGGUCAAAAAUGCGGUGGAUACCGUCUGGAUGUUCGCUGGUCUACCAAGCAUGAGAAGCGCCCCCGACAGCCUCAAUCGCGUCCUCGCCAGUCGCGCACAGAGGGCUCACCUUCAGCACAGUCUACGGAAGCUCAAUCAGACACCCACUCUCAGACUUCAUAUAGAUCUGAGAGUGCCUCAGUAGCUGGGAUAAGCUCUAUGGCUUCCGCAACGACAGUUGUAUGCAGCGACUUUGACCCAGCUGCAAGCGCGUCUGUCUUUCAUCUGAACGGCAUUGUAUCGCCCUUGUUCCCGAUGUCUACAGAAAGUGACUUCUUCUCACAUCAAUUGGAACAAGAACAAGAGGAUGCAAGUCAUCUUAUUGGUGGCAUAGAUAGCGACAACCACGACGCUUACUCUUUAUCGAACAUGACUUCCUCCGUGUCACCGUUGCAGUGGGGAGACGAUUUAUUAGGGUCUGUUCAAAGUGACAAAGACCUAAACUCUUCUUCAGAGAUUGUAUCACUUCCGACUGGCAACAUGGCCUUCGAUUUUGACAUUCCCUUACCAACAGUCGAUCCUGGCAGACUCACUUUCGAGAUGACACCAAAUGCAAUCACAUACACGCCAUCUGUCCUCAUCGAAUACUGGUUUCGCCAUGUCUGUUCUCUGUGGUCAAAUUACGAUUCCGACGUCAAUCUCAACCGCACCAUCGCAGCCGCCCUAUGGUCCAACUGUGAGCUUGUUUACCUCAGCCUGCAAGCCAUGUCCGCGGCGCACCUAUCUGCCAAAGUGUCAAUGAUGCGACAAACAUCCAUUACCAAUAUGAAAGCGGCAGCCGAGAUUAUGAGAGCUGACUUACAUACUGUCAAAUCCCAUCAGCUCUUUCACUCAGUACCCACCAGCCUGCUGUUCUCACUCAUGGGUAUCGGGACAAGCAUUUGCUGGCUCAAUGCAACCCAUCUGGGAUUGCCGUUCUUAUGCGAAGCAAAAGCCAUCCUUCAUGCUGUCAACAAGAAUAAGCACGCAUUAUCCGAAGAUCAACGGAAACUUCUUUCCUUCUUCAACAAGAGCUGGCUGUAUUGCGAGAUGCUUUUAUCCAUGGUAACAUCGAGCUGCAAAAGCCUACAGAAGAUGGAAAAAAUGGGUGACAUCGAGGAAGCAGUUCCUGUGACUGCGCCUGUGACUGCGGAUCCAAUUGAGCAGGUUCCACAUCCAUGGACUGGGGUCUCGAGUGACAGCUACAAACUGUUCAUGCGCGCAAUGAAGCUCUGUCACAAAUUUCGGCGCAAGAUUCGGAAACCACAAGACAUGUUUGCAUCAGCUAACAUAAGCGCUGCCAUGCAACUCAUUGAAGAAGCUGCCGUGGUGGAGAAGCAGACUUGUCAUCUCGAUGUGGAAUGCCGCGAGACAAUUGGAGAGACAAAUGACAAGAAGACGCCCAAUCAACACUUGUUCACUGUUGCUGAGGCCUACCGCCAGUCAACCCUUUUACAAUUAUACCAGACCUUUCCGGAACUUAUCGUAAGACGACACGAGCUGGAUGAAUCGCAGGCGAAAGAUGCUCAAGCUUUGUGGGAUAACUGGAUUACCCCCAUCGCUCUGAGCUUGGUGGGGAUACUGAAGCUAUUGCCUACAGACUCGGGUAGCAAAAUGACCCAGCCACUACUCUGCGUCUCGGCCAGCACUGGACUCAGGCGACAACAUCUGGAGGCUAAAGUCGACGUGCCCAGAGAUAUUCCUUUCAGCCAAGACACCAGCUUGGAGGACUGCGACAUGAUCAAUUACCUUGACUUCGCCGGCCUUCACGAUGAGCCGCCCGAGGAAUCAGAACCAGAGCCAGAUCCAGAUACAAAUGCGGAAAUCAUGGCUGGAAGAAAAUUCCUUCACGAUCGUUUGGAGACGUUGAAGACAGUACUUCCACCGAAACCAGUUGCCGUGGCCCAGGAUUUGACUAAAGCUAUCUGGCAAGCCUACGACACGGAACAAUGCGCGAAGUAUGCCACGCAUUGGAUAGAUGUGAUGGAUAGUCGGAAUUUGAAGUCGAACUGGGGAUAG
Molecule: messenger RNA, 2160 nt
Organism: Fusarium redolens
Lineage: Eukaryota; Fungi; Ascomycota; Sordariomycetes; Hypocreales; Nectriaceae
Exons: 2
Coding region: 1-2160 (719 amino acids)
Biological process (GO): positive regulation of transcription by RNA polymerase II
Cellular component (GO): nucleus
Molecular function (GO): transcription cis-regulatory region binding; DNA-binding transcription factor activity, RNA polymerase II-specific; zinc ion binding
Source: RefSeq, a predicted model, not a curated record